CCGACUGCCUGAGCCGGUUUCUCGGCAUCUCCCGCUGGGCUCGGGAGAGGGUAGGACCAUGGACGGGCUCCGGGCUAGCGCUGGGCUGCCGAGGCGCGGGCGGUUGAGGCGCCGGCGCCAGCCACAGCCACAUAGCGGGUCGGUCCUGGCCCUGCCCCUGAGGCCCAGGAAGAUCCGAAGGCAGCUGAGGAGAAGUGUCGCGUCCCGGAUGGCCGCGCUGAGGGCCCAGGCGCUGCCGAGCGAGGACUCGGAGGACUCGAGGGUGGAGUCGAUGGUCGACGAUCGCAGGGACCCGCUGGCUGGAGGGGCGGCGGCCCUCUCGGAUGUGACCCGGCGGGAGCCGUACGGCCACCUCGGGCCCGCGGAGCUGUUAGAGGCCUCGCCCGCGUCCCGAUCCCUGCAGACUCCCCGCGCCCUGGUGGAGGCGCAGACCCCAUCGGCGCGCUUGGUGGAGGCGCAGACCCCGCCGGCGCGCCUGGUGGAGGCAUCCGCCCUGCCGGCACGCCUGGUGCAGGCCUCGGGCCCCCCGCCGCGCUUGGUGGAGACCUCGGCCGUGCUGUGCUCUGCCCAGCACUUGGCGGCCGCCCCGCCGUCCGUGGCUCCAGCGACGCUGUCGGGGCCGCAGGGGGAAAGCGCGGGUGGGGAGCUGCCCUGGGACUCCCCGCUGCAGCGCGUCUUGGCUGAGCUGAACCGCAUCCCCAGCAGCCGGCGGCGGGCGGCGCGCCUCUUCGAGUGGCUCAUCGCGCCCAUGCCGCCCGACCAUUUCUACCGGCGCCUAUGGGAGCGCGAGGCUGUGCUGGUGCGGCGGCAGGACCACACCUACUACCAGGGUCUUUUCUCUACCGCCGAUCUGGACUCAAUGCUGCGCGACGAGGAGGUGCAGUUUGGGCAGCACCUGGACGCCGCGCGCUACAUCAGUGGGCGGCGCGAGACCCUGAACCCACCCGGCCGCGCCCUGCCCGCCGCCGCGUGGUCCCUGUACAGGGCCGGCUGCUCCCUGCGCCUCCUCUGUCCGCAGGCUUUCUCCACCACCGUGUGGCAGUUUUUGGCUGUGCUCCAGGAGCAGUUUGGAAGCAUGGCAGGCUCCAACGUUUACCUCACGCCCCCCAACUCGCAGGGCUUUGCCCCCCACUACGACGAUAUCGAGGCUUUUGUGCUGCAGCUGGAAGGUAGGAAACUCUGGCGGGUCUACCGACCGCGGGUUCCGACCGAGGAACUAGCCCUGACAUCCAGCCCCAACUUCAGUCAGGACGACCUAGGAGAGCCGGUGCUGCAGACGGUGCUGGAACCUGGAGAUUUGCUCUAUUUUCCCAGAGGCUUCAUUCACCAAGCCGAAUGCCAGGAUGGAGUGCACUCUCUGCACCUGACCUUGUCCACAUACCAGCGCAAUACCUGGGGCGACUUCCUGGAGGCCGUACUGCCUCUGGCAGUGCAGGCUGCAAUGGAGGAAAAUGUGGAGUUUCGUAGGGGACUGCCCCGAGACUUUAUGGAUUACAUGGGGGCCCAGCAUUCGGAGUCUAAGGAUCCGCGAAGAACUGCUUUCAUGGAGAAAGUGCGGGUCUUGGUUGCCCGCUUGGGACACUUUGCCCCUGUCGAUGCUGUGGCUGACCAGAGAGCCAAAGACUUCAUCCACGAUUCUCUGCCCCCAGUGUUGACUGAGAGGGAGAGGGCGCUAAGCGUUUAUGGGCUCCCAAUUCGGUGGGAGGCUGGGGAACCCGUAAACGUGGGGGCCCAGUUGACAACAGAAACAGAAGUGCACAUGCUUCAGGAUGGUAUAGCUCGGCUGGUGGGUGAGGGAGGCCAUUUGUUUCUCUAUUAUACAGUGGAAAACUCCCGAGUUUAUCAUCUGGAAGAGCCCAAGUGCUUGGAGAUAUACCCCCAGCAAGCUGAUGCCAUGGAACUCCUGCUCCGCUCCUACCCAGAGUUUGUGAGGGUAGCGGACUUGCCAUGCGACAGUGUGGAGGACCAGCUUUCCCUGGCGACCAUGUUAUAUGACAAGGGGCUGCUGCUCACCAAGAUGCCUCUAACCUGAACUAG
Messenger RNA from Globicephala melas (long-finned pilot whale), 2037 nucleotides. It is a transcript of the gene RIOX1, whose product is annotated as ribosomal oxygenase 1. Lineage: Eukaryota; Metazoa; Chordata; Mammalia; Artiodactyla; Delphinidae. The record is from RefSeq and is a predicted model, not a curated record.